CUCUAUGGCAUAGGGUACGUCGACCAGUCCUACUCCAUCGGGUUCUUCAGCAAAGACACUUUAACAUUGACUCCCACCGAUGUGUUGCCUAAUUUCCGAUUCGGCUGCGGCCAGAGCAACCGCGGCCUAUUCGGUGGCGCCGCCGGAUUAUUAGGACUCGCGCGAAAUCAAUUGUCCGUCGUCUCGCAAACUUCUUCAAUGUACCAAAAAUACUUCUCCUACUGCCUUCCAUCAACGUCGAGCUCAACCGGACACCUAACAUUCGGAAAAGGAGGAACCUCUAGUGCCUUAAAGUUAAAUUUCACCCCAUUUUCCAGAAACUCAAAGAAUCCAUCGUUCUACUUCGUCCAUAUAACGGGGAUCAAAGUCGGUGGACGGAAACUAUCCAUCGCAAAAUCAGUGUUCAAGACCACGACAUCGAUCAUAGACUCCGGCACCGUCAUCACCCGCCUACCGCCGGCGAUUUACAGUGCUUUGAGGGUGGCUUUUCGACAAAAGAUGACGAAUUAUCCGAUGACUAAAGGUUUGUCGAUGCUUGACACAUGCUAUGAUCUGAGCAACAACAAAACGGUGUUAAUUCCGAAGAUACGCUUUUAUUUCCAAGGCAAUGUGAAGGUUCCGAUCUACCCGACGGGGAUACUUUUCGGGCAUAGUGUAUCGCAGGUGUGCUUGGCAUUUGCAGGGAAUAGUAAUGCUUCGGAUGUGGGUGUUUUCGGGAAUCAUCAGCAGAAGACAUUGGAGGUGGCGUAUGAUGUUACAGGAGGGAAGUUAGGGUUUGGCAUUGGAGGGUGUUCUUAAGCUUAGCUAAUUAACAAUGGAGAUAAGCAUUUAUAUAUAUAUUCAACAUAACACCUGGUUUUUUUUUU
Camellia sinensis is the source of this 866-nucleotide messenger RNA. The record is from RefSeq and is a predicted model, not a curated record. NCBI's taxonomy places the organism in Eukaryota, Viridiplantae, Streptophyta, Magnoliopsida, Ericales, Theaceae.